AUGGCAGCACCAACAGGUGAUGGAUUGCGAGUCAGAAGGAAGUCAUCAUCAAGGGGACACCACAGGUUUGUUGGCGUUAGGCAGAGGCCAUCAGGGAGAUGGGUGGCAGAGAUUAAGGACUCGUUGCAAAAGGUUAGGCUCUGGCUUGGAACUUUCGAUACUGCUGAGGAUGCUGCAAGAGCAUAUGAUGAUGCAGCUCGGGCCUUACGCGGUGCUAAUGCUCGUACGAACUUCGAAUUGCCUCAGCCCGCACCAAAUUCUGGUGCUGGCCGUGUUCCUCUUGAAGAAGUUGAGCCUUUCUCGUUUGAGGAAGUUUGUGGGACAGGAAGGGAAGCAGAAGGGAUUCUUGGAGCACUCAAAGCCAAGUUGCUUGACGGCAAGGGAUUGCCGGUGCUUCCAUCUGCUAAUUGCUCUCCAAGUGCGCAGCCUGACAUGGCUGCAAGUGUUUCCCACAUAAACAAUUCGAAGAGAGAGCUGGCUUUGACAGCUCCUAUUCGUCGCGGAGUUGGAACGGUGAAUGCUAUUCAGGAUCCUGGUACUUCAGGAUCAGCUAAGAUUGACCUUGUCUUUGAUCGUGAUCAUGGUGACAUGAUGGCAGGUCAUGUUGAGGCAGCCCAGUGGAAUCAACCGUGCCAAACUACUGCAACAACAAACUUGGAAUGGCCAAGGGAACCAGCACCGUAUGAAGUCUCCUGGGACACACAGAUGAACCAUAUUUCCGAUCAGGCUGCUUUGUAUACCAGUAUUACUGCAAUAGCUACUUCUGCCUGGCCACUCUCUGCAACAACUCAACCAAGUAUUGAUUUGAUGUAUUCAAAUCCCUGCUCCACUGAGAUGCCUAUGAACAGGAUUAGUCGCACGAUUACGACACGCAUGCCAACAUCUCAAAUUGAUGGAUCAACAGAAGGUGUUUGGUCUACUGAGCAACAAUUCCUGCACUGUGAUACAAGUGGUUGGACAUGGGAUCCCUUUCUCUUGUAUCCUCAUUCCUCAGUGUUAGGGUGA
This is a messenger RNA of Dovyalis caffra, 1005 nucleotides long. The record is from the annotation of a GenBank genome assembly. NCBI's taxonomy places the organism in Eukaryota, Viridiplantae, Streptophyta, Magnoliopsida, Malpighiales, Salicaceae.